CUCACAAAGCGGACGAGCGAGAGGCGAACGAGUAGAGAAAAAUUAUUGAGCGCAGAAAAGUCCAACAAAUCGAAGAACGUCGCAAGUGAAAAAGGCAUCGGAACCCCCACGGACAGCAAAGAAUUCUCGAUUAUUGUGAAAGUGAUAUAGAGGAGCAAAAAUGAAUGAGGAAUACGAUGCGAUUGUGCUGGGAACGGGCCUGAAGGAGUGCAUCCUCAGCGGAAUGCUUUCGGUGUCCGGCAAGAAGGUUCUGCAUAUUGAUCGGAACAAGUACUAUGGCGGCGAGUCCGCCUCGAUAACGCCGCUGGAGGAGCUCUUCCAGCGCUACGGACUGGAGCCGCCCGGCGAACGUUUUGGGCGUGGCCGCGACUGGAACGUGGACCUGAUCCCCAAAUUCCUGAUGGCCAACGGCCAGCUGGUCAAGCUCCUGAUCCACACGGGCGUCACCCGCUACCUGGAAUUCAAGUCCAUCGAGGGAAGCUACGUGUACAAGGGCGGCAAGAUUGCCAAGGUGCCGGUCGACCAAAAGGAGGCCCUGGCAUCCGAUCUCAUGGGUAUGUUCGAGAAGCGACGCUUCCGCAACUUCCUCAUCUACGUGCAGGACUUCCGGGAGGAUGACCCCAAGACCUGGAAGGACUUUGACCCCACCAAGGCCAACAUGCAGGGCCUGUACGACAAGUUUGGCCUGGACAAGAACACGCAGGACUUCACCGGCCACGCCCUGGCCCUUUUCCGCGACGAUGAGUAUCUGAACGAGCCGGCGGUGAACACCAUCCGGCGCAUCAAGCUCUACUCCGAUUCGCUGGCGCGGUACGGCAAGUCGCCCUACCUCUAUCCAAUGUACGGCCUGGGCGAACUGCCCCAGGGAUUCGCUCGCCUGUCGGCCAUCUACGGCGGCACCUACAUGCUGGACAAGCCCAUUGACGAGAUCGUCCUUGGCGAGGGCGGCAAGGUGGUGGGCGUGCGCUCCGGCGACGAGGUCGCCAAGUGCAAUCAGGUCUACUGCGAUCCCAGCUACGUGCCCGAGAAGGUGCGUAAGCGUGGCAAGGUGAUUCGCUGCAUUUGCAUCCUGGACCAUCCGGUGGCCAGCACCAAGGACGGUCUCUCCACGCAGAUUAUCAUUCCACAGAAGCAGGUGGGCCGCAAGUCGGACAUCUACGUGUCGCUGGUGAGCUCCACUCACCAGGUGGCCGCCAAGGGCUGGUUCGUCGGCAUGGUGUCCACCACUGUGGAGACCGAGAAUCCGGAGGUGGAAAUCAAGCCUGGCUUGGAUCUGCUGGAGCCGAUUGCACAAAAGUUCGUCACCAUUUCGGACUACUUGGAGCCGAUCGACGAUGGCUCCGAGUCGCAGAUCUUCAUUUCGGAGUCGUACGAUGCGACCACGCACUUCGAGACCACUUGCCUGGAUGUGUUGAACAUAUUCAAGCGCGGCACUGGCGAGACGUUCGACUUCUCCAAGAUCAAGCACGAGCUGGGCGACGAGGAGCAGUAAGGAGGAGCGGGAAUCCAAGGAGGCGAGGAGCGAAGGAGCCUCAUCUGGUUAUGGUGCAUUUGGACAGCUCAACAUCAGCCACAAACAUCGUACAUCGUCUCAGCGUCGUGGCCAAACCUUAAAGAAAUACCCAAGAUAAAAACAAAACAGAAAUAAAAGCCCAAAAAAAAAAAAAAAAAACUAAAGAAAAACGAAAA
This is a messenger RNA of Drosophila ficusphila, 1689 nucleotides long. RefSeq names its product rab GDP dissociation inhibitor alpha (gene Gdi). The transcript is spliced from 3 exons. The coding region runs from base 161 to 1492 and encodes 443 amino acids. Gene Ontology annotation, cellular component: cytoplasm. Gene Ontology annotation, biological process: protein transport; vesicle-mediated transport; small GTPase-mediated signal transduction. NCBI's taxonomy places the organism in Eukaryota, Metazoa, Arthropoda, Insecta, Diptera, Drosophilidae. Gene Ontology annotation, molecular function: Rab GDP-dissociation inhibitor activity. The record is from RefSeq and is a predicted model, not a curated record.